Molecule: messenger RNA, 1387 nt
Organism: Paramacrobiotus metropolitanus
Lineage: Eukaryota; Metazoa; Tardigrada; Eutardigrada; Parachela; Macrobiotidae
Product: BTB/POZ domain-containing protein 6-B-like
Exons: 7
Coding region: 455-982 (175 amino acids)
Source: RefSeq, a predicted model, not a curated record
GUGAGUUACACUGUUUUUCGAUUUUUUUGGUUGUUUGUUUUAUUCUUCCAUACUAUCUAUCUGCCUCUGCAGUUUUGGAAGCAGCAUCAUUUUAGAUUUAUCAUUUAUUUUAUUUAGAAUCUUGAGUCGGAUACCCAGUCGGGCAUCAGAAUGGCGUCACCGAAGCGUUCUCGACGCGAAGAAUCCGCUGUAGGACUCGUCAACUGCAUGAAGCAGACAUUAACUAGUGGAAAAUUCAGUGAUGUGCGAUUCGCCGUUGGUCGUCAUUAUGGCCCAGUGAAAAUCUUUGAAGCUCACAACUCACAAGACUAUCUUGGCAAUGCGCAGUUCCGUGUUCAGCGCCAUGUUUUACGGGGAGCCUACCGGAGAAUUGCACUGUUCCCAUUGAUAUUCCGGAUUGCAUUCCUGACGCGUUUGCCAACGUUCUGAGGUGCUUGUGCAAGUCACCAACUACAUGUACACGGAUGAAGUGUAUGAUCUGAACGCAGACAAUGUUUUCGACACCAUGCACUGCGCGGAUAAAUACGACCUGGCUUGUUUAGUGCGAAUUUGUGUGGAGAAGAUUGUCAGCGUGCUGGACGUGGAGAAUUGCUUGGCCGUUUUGGAACAGGUAGCCCAGUGGCAAGGGACUACUGAUCCUGUCCGGGAGGCGUGCUUGCAUGUGCUGGACGAGAAGACGGAAGAGGUUCUGCGAUCGGAACACUUCAUUAGCAUCAGUCAGGACACUUUGCGCACCAUACUGCAACGCGACACGCUGUCGGCUGGAGAGAAUGAUAUUUAUUUGGCUGCCGAGCGAUGGGCGGUGGAAGCUUGUAAGCGGAAUAACAUGGAGCCGUCCGCUGCCAACCGACGUCAGAUGCUGGGCGAUGCGCUCUUCCUGGUGCGCUUUCCCCUGCUGACGGCCGCGCAACUGGCGGAUGCGCCCGCGGCGAGCGGUCUACUGACGGAAGCCGAAUCUUCAUGUUCCGGAGUGCCGCUGUGAUGCCGUUGCUACCGUUUCCCACGGAGCUUCGACGCGGUGCGGUGUUGCCCAGCGGAGUACUGCCGGACGUGUAUCAGCUGCGUUUGCCGGACAUCUUUCGGGAUUGUGGCUGUGUGCAUGUUGAAUUUCAGUCCGGACGCUCGUAACUGGGCUGGAAAAUUUAUGUGAUCCGACGGAACAAAAUCAGUGGAUUUUUCUCUCAUUUGCGCAUACCUGUGGACAGAUUUUUAAUCGGUUUCUUUAGCUCGUGAUGUUUUUUUCUUGACGUUUUGCAUUAGAUCUCUGGUUGUUCUCUAACGUUUUUGAUCAGUUUUUGCGGCUUCAGAAUACUCUGUUCAAAUUAUGUGGUUGAAGAUGUUAAUUUAUCAGUUAUGUAAUUUUUUGUUAUUAAAAUUAAUAAAUUAA